Eufriesea mexicana is the source of this 3990-nucleotide messenger RNA. Its product is annotated as coiled-coil domain-containing protein 108. Bases 10 to 3990 code for a protein of 1326 amino acids. NCBI's taxonomy places the organism in Eukaryota, Metazoa, Arthropoda, Insecta, Hymenoptera, Apidae. The record is from RefSeq and is a predicted model, not a curated record. The transcript has 19 exons.
AUCUUUGAGAUGAAUGACGAUUUCUGGGGUAAAAUGAAAGUAAUUAAACUCGAUUAUGGUGAUGUGGAGAUUGGUAAAACGGCAAUGAAAACAAUAGAGAUUUGGAAUGAAUCUUAUAAGGAACAAAUAUAUCAGGUUCAAAGAGAUCCCACUACAAAUCCUUUAGAUUAUGUAUUUCAUUUACGUUCAUAUACUUGGACGUUAGGCCCUGAUGAAAAAUUCUUAUGCGAAAUAAAUUAUCGGCCUCUUGUAGCUUCUAAAAAUGUUGAUUAUUUUAUAAUUAUAGAUUCCAAUGGAACGUGUCUGAAAAUUAUUACCUAUGGAUAUGCUAUCGGUCCUGAAGUAAUCUGUUCAACAACAAAGAUUUUCUUGAAUUGCAUGAUAAAGAAUCCUCAGGUUAAAAAGCGAAUUAAGUUAACGAAUAAUUCUAAAGUUGCCGCGAUUUUUAUGUUUAAUAUAGACGAAAAUCAUAAGUCUUUUCAGUUAGACGCAAAAUACGGUAUUAUUAAACCUUCCUCUCGAAAAUAUAUUACAAUUACGUUUACACCGCCAAAAGAGGGAAGAUACACUUAUUAUUUAGUUGUUUUAAUAUUAAAUCAAGAACCAAUUAUUAUAGAAUUAUAUGGCUAUUGUAGCUCAGUAUCCAUUAAGAAAGAUAAUAUAGAUUCUUUUACUUAUCCGUGGAAAGAAAAAAAUGGCUUUAAAGGAUAUUUGAGAGAUGUAAUUGAUACAUUAGGAGAUAUACCCCCUGUAUCUUUAUCAAGGCAUUAUUUCAAUUUUGGUCAAGUAGAUGUAAAUGUAGAAAAUAUCCAGAAAAUAUCUCAUUCGAUAUGUCUAACAAACCAUACUAAUUCAAGUUUAUUAAUUACCUGGGAAAAAGAUACUGAUGAAAUUUUUAAUAUAACACCUUCUGAAAUGCUAAUUCAUGCAAAUCAAUCUACUCUGUUUGAACUUACAUUUAAUCCUAAUGUAAAAAGUAAUCUUUUUGGAGGAGAGAUAAUUUGUUCUGUUUUCUUCAAACAUAAAAUGCUAUCUACUUUUCCAUUUGUUACAUCAGUAACAGUGAUAGGUCACUCUUUUCCUGUCACAUCAAAUGGAUGGAUACCACAAUAUGAAAUUCCACAAACUAUAAUAAUGCCACCAUGUGUGCCAUCAUAUCCAAUUUAUACCACUUUUCUGAUUAAGAAAUUUGGUCAUUUACCUCUUAUGUUUCAAUUUGUUUCACCACCAGCAAGUCACUUUAUUGUAAAACCAAUGCUUGGUGUAAUUUAUCAAGAUUAUCAAAUAAUUGUAGUAGGAAUGACAUCUAAACCCCAAAAUGAACAGAUUUAUGUAGAAAGAUGGACAAUAUACUUUAAUGGAAAUACAAAAAAUGAGAGUUAUAUAGAUUUUAAAGGAUACGCAGAAUAUGCAAAUAUUGUUUUUAGCAAUAAUAAUGUAUUAAAUUUUCCAACAACUAUGUCAGGUUGUCAGCAGUUUUUACAACUGGGAAUGCGAAAUGUUACUCGUCAUAGAAUAAAAUAUCAAUUUUAUCAGUUGCCACCUGAACUUGAUAUGCAGCAUAUGAAUGGAGAAAUUAAUGCAAAUGAUAUAUACCAUCAAGAAUGCACCUUUUCUCCAACUGAAUCAAAUGUAGACUAUGAUUUUGAGGUACAAUGUGUUUUAAUUGUUAUAAAAAAUGGAAUUAGCAUUGGAUCAAAACGCUGUAUAACUAUACGUGUUCGUGGAAAUAGUGCAACAGGGUCAUUAAAGGCUACUCCAAACGAAUUAAAUUUUGGAGAAUUGGAAUAUAACAAUACUAAAAUGUUAUCUUUUGAUCUUAUUAAUUCUAGUGCAGUAGAUAUUUAUUAUAAAUUAAUUUGUACUCAUCGCAAUUGGCCACUUGGAAAUAUUGAAGAAGAUGUUAAAUUACAUCCAUUAUCAGAAACAAUUUUUUCAGGAUCUCGUAAAAAAAUUAUAGUUUCUAUUACUCCACGUACAGCAGUAUAUUAUGAAUUUGUAAUUCAGUAUCUAAUAAGAAUUAGUUUUCGAUCAGAUGUAUUAGUAGCUAGACAAAGUCCAAUACAAAUUUGCAAUGUAUGUUGCAUGUGUAUUUUGCCCACAAUAAAAGUACAGAAUAUAUGUGCUUUUGGAUAUAAUCAAAACUAUUCAAUGCAUAUAAGCAAACAAUUUUUAUGGCAUACACUGCAAAUAAAUAGAUUAAAUAAAAAUUUGGGAGAUAUAUUGCCAGGAGAAAAAAAAGCCAUAAACAUUGAUCUUUUCCCAAUGCUCAUAAAUGAGGGAACUAUCUUAAUUAAGUGGAUAAUAAUAAAUCCUUCAACAUUACCUGUUUCAUUAGCUUUAAAAAGAAUUAAGCAAUGUUCCUGUAAACCUGUUGUAAAAACAGUUAAUUAUUUGCUUGAACAUACUGAAACUGAAUGCAUACAUAAAAAUCUUUGUAUAGCUUACAUAAAAUCAAAUAUACUAAAGCCAAAAGAAGAAACUGUAAUUGGUAUGAGUAUACGAUACACAUUGGUUGGAAAAACAGUUAUAUGUUGGGACUUAGACAUUGGACAUGAUCGUCAUAUUAUUUUAAACGUGAUCAUUAAUUGUCUAACUGAAUCUCAAUCACAAGAUUAUUUCUUAAGUACUGCAAUAAUAAAUUUUGGAAACAUUUAUUUUGGAAACAAGGGAAUAACAUAUAGGGCACAUUGGAUAUUCAAUAUUACAAAUAAUGAUUUGCCAUACACUAUAGAUACUAAUAAUAUCUAUAAAAUAAAUAAUGACUAUCAGUGUAGAGUAUUUUCAUGCUUAGCAAAAAAUGGUAUCAUAAAAGCUAGAACUGCUAUUCCUCUCCUUUUCAGUUUUCAACCUAGAAUGUUUGGUGCAUAUAAGGUAACAUUUCCAAUAACCAUGGGUGAUAAGACACAAGAAUUGACAUUAAAAGGAGAGGCAACUUUUGAUUUUAGAUCAAUCAGUACUAGAAAAACAAUACCAUCUUAUUGUGCUUGUAAAACUCCAUUAUUUCCUGCAUAUUUCAGUGUUGAUUGCAUUGACAUAUGUUGUAUAUCUACACAUAAUUCUAUAGUUAAAAUGCUUCUAAUAUACAACAACUUAGAUUUUGAUGCACUCGCUUAUGAGUGGAAAUGUCACGAUAAUUCAAAAAUGCUCGACGUUGACGUAUUUCCACGGAAGGGUAUAUUACAUCCAAAUGCAGUGCAAAGUUUUAGGGUAAAAGUUUAUACUAAAGGGUAUUCUUGUCGAAUCAGUAUUCAAAUACUUUGUAUAUUUUUUAAUGCUACUAAACGAAGAGACUACCAAAGAAGUAUUAUAAAAUAUAAUAUUCUCAAUCAGGAAUUAGAAGGGCAAUUUACCAUUACAGAAAAAGGCAUUCAUGUGCCAAAACCAUGGUUAAAAAUACUUGAUAAACCAGAGCAAUAUUAUAAAACAUUGAGUUUACGUUCCAGUAUAUAUCCUGUGGAAGAUGAAAAUAUAAGAGUAACUUUAUUAGAAGAAUUGAAAGCUUCUCCAUCAAAUAUGAUUUUUUUUGAUGAUAGUAAAAAUUGCAGUAUUAUAAAAGAGAAAGAGCUCUAUGUAGUAACAUUUAUUUUGGAAGGCUUGUUAUGGGACAUUGUUAAUAGUGAAAGAUUUAAGAAUAUAGUUGAAAAUAAUUUAAUUCCUAAAAGAAAUUUGUAUUAUUCUCAAUUCAUGAUGGAUCUUUCGGAACGAAGAACAUUAGUACGUAGAUCGUACAUAUCGCCGCCACUGACACUUAUUGAUUCGAUACUAGAACAAAUGUUAUUUAUGAUAGUACAUGAUGAGUUUUCUUUAAAAAUUACGCAUUUAAUCCAUAAUGAAGAUGUACGACAUCGUAACUACAUCAAAAUGUUACCUAAACAAAAAAGAACUGACCUUGAAAAUAAUUUCAAAGAAGCUAAUAGUACAUCUGAUGAUGAAGAUGAAUCACAUUCUCAACACUUGAGAACAGGAUUUAGAGUCUCUUUUGUGUAG